Molecule: messenger RNA, 1156 nt
Organism: Neltuma alba
Lineage: Eukaryota; Viridiplantae; Streptophyta; Magnoliopsida; Fabales; Fabaceae
Product: ribosome biogenesis protein NSA2 homolog
Exons: 9
Coding region: 84-866 (260 amino acids)
Source: RefSeq, a predicted model, not a curated record
GCGUCGCGCAUACCAGGUUCGGAACAGAAGUACGAUUGCCGACUCUCGGCUUGCUCUGAACUGAGGAAUUCGCCGCCGUCACCAUGCCACAAGGGGAUUAUAUCGAACUCCAUAGAAAGCGUCAUGGCUAUCGUCUCGACCACUUCGAGCGAAAGCGCAAGAAAGAGGCUCGUGAGGUUCACAAGCGCUCUGCCAUCGCCCAGAAGACUCUGGGUAUCAAGGGCAAGAUGAUUGCCAAGAAAAAUUAUGCCGAAAAGGCUCAGAUGAAGAAGACUUUGGCCAUGCAUGAAGAGUCAACAUCCAGGCGCAAGGUUGAUGAUGAUGUCCAUGAUGGGGCAGUUCCUGCAUAUCUUCUUGAUCGUGAGAAUACAACCAGAGCGAAAGUUCUUAGCAACACCAUUAAGCAGAAAAGGAAGGAGAAGGCUGGAAAAUGGGAUGUUCCUCUACCUAAGGUGCGUCCAGUGGCUGAAGAUGAGAUGUUCAAAGUGGUCAGGUCUGGCAAAAGAAAGACUAAACAAUGGAAGAGGAUGGUCACAAAAGCUACAUUUGUUGGGCCUGGUUUUACCAGAAAACCUCCAAAAUAUGAGCGUUUCAUACGACCUACGGGAUUGCGGUUUACUAAAGCUCACGUGACGCAUCCAGAACUGAAAUGCACCUUCAAUCUAGAGAUAAUUGGAGUGAAGAAAAAUCCAAAUGGUCCUAUGUACACCUCUCUUGGUGUCAUGACCAAGGGAACCAUCAUUGAGGUGAAUGUCAGUGAACUUGGUCUGGUCACCCCUGCUGGGAAAGUUGUAUGGGGUAAAUAUGCCCAGGUGACAAACAACCCAGAAAAUGACGGCUGUAUAAAUGCAGUUUUGCUUGUUUGAGCUGGAAGCAAGGAUUUGAGUGCUGACUUGAUCUCUAUGCCCGUGCUGGCUCUGCUAUUGGCUGACUCAUGCACCACUAUAUUUCAUUUCAUCUUCGUGUAAACUGUUUUGUAAUCUCUGCCGGCGCCUGCAUAUUUAGAAUGAGGAAACUGGGGAACUAUUAAAAUUUUUGACCCAACAGUGGCAGUUGUCUGAUUAUACUAAUAUUUAGCGAGUCUAGUCUUCUGUGGUUAUUGUACCCUGGGGAAAUCAAAGAUUUGUUGAGCAAAAUUAAAGUUCUUUACUGAGAA